AUGCCAAACUGGGGAGGUGGCGCAAAGUGUGCAGCCUGCGAGAAAACUGUCUAUCAUGCGGAGGAGAUCCAGUGUAAUGGGAGAAGCUUCCAUAAAACCUGUUUCAUCUGCAUGAGCUGCAGAAAAGGACUGGACAGCACCACAGUAGCAGCGCACGAGUCUGAGAUCUACUGCAAAUCUUGCUACGGCAAAAAAUAUGGGCCGAAAGGUUAUGGGUACGGGCAAGGGGCUGGAGCGCUGAGUUCCGAUCCUGUUGGAAAGCAUGUUGAUCUCCAGCCCGAUGAAUCUAAACCACGGCAAUCCUCGACCAACUCCACAUCUAACAAGUUUUCCACGAAGUUUGGAGGCUCUGAUCGCUGUCCUCGUUGCUCCAAAGCUGUGUAUGCAGCAGAAAAGGUGAUGGGAGCCGGGAAGCCUUGGCAUAAAACGUGCUUCCGCUGUGCUAUGUGUGGUAAAAGUCUGGAGUCGACCACAGUGACCGACAAGGAUGGAGAGAUAUACUGUAAAGUUUGCUACGCCAAAAACUUUGGCCCAAAAGGAUUUGGACUUGGAAAUGCCGCCAUGUUGGAGGAACGAGACUGA
Nerophis lumbriciformis (worm pipefish) is the source of this 582-nucleotide messenger RNA. The record is from RefSeq and is a predicted model, not a curated record. NCBI's taxonomy places the organism in Eukaryota, Metazoa, Chordata, Actinopteri, Syngnathiformes, Syngnathidae.